This is a messenger RNA of Aureobasidium namibiae CBS 147.97, 888 nucleotides long. RefSeq lists its product as uncharacterized. The record is from RefSeq and is a predicted model, not a curated record. The annotation marks the transcript as partial. The transcript has 2 exons. Lineage: Eukaryota; Fungi; Ascomycota; Dothideomycetes; Dothideales; Saccotheciaceae.
CCAUAUCGGCCAGAAGUUCAGGCUCUGGGUGGCACACCAACGAAGAUUGUCGACAUACCAGUAUGCGCUGUCUUCAUGGUUCUAUACAUUAUCGCCGGUGCCUUGCACAUGGGAACUUUCACAAAGAACAAGAAGGUUGGAAAGAAGUUUAUCUUCGGUGGAAUGAUGUUUGGUCUUUGCAAGAUCCGCAUCGUAACACUAAGUCUUCGGAUGGCAUGGGCAUGCUACCCUCGCAACAUCAAGCUGGGCAUCGCCGCCCAGGUCUUUGUUAACAUUGGUGUUGUCCUGCUGUACUUUGUCAACCUCUUCUUCACACAACGCAUUGUCAGAGCCCAACAUCCCAACUUUGGCUGGAGCAAGUUCUUCUCGCCACUGAUCCCCAUGGUGUGCGCCAUCACUGUCUUGACAAUCAUUGCUCUGAUCGUUGGCGUAAUUCAAUCAUUCUACACCCUCGACACCAACAUCCAUCGCAUCGACCGGAUCAUCGAACUAUACGGAUCAACAGCGUUCUCUGUUAUUGCUUUCAUCCCUAUCCUCAUCGUCACUUUAUCAACACUCUUGCGACUGAUCCCAGGCGUUCGCGGUCAGAAAGCACUCGACAAGUUCGGUUCCGGCAAGAUGAGCACAAAGAUUAUCAUUGUACUGGCCAGCUCAGCCCUUCUAACCCUUGCCGCGUCGCUAAAGGCCGGCACUGGUUACCUGCCGUCCAUUCCUCUUGUGAACGAUAACAAUCCACCAACACCCGAACCGACUCCCUGGUACUUCAACCGCGGCAUCUUCUACGGCUUUGGCUUUGGAGUGGAGGUCAUCAUCUUGUUCUUCUUCAUGGCUGUAAGAGUAGACAAGCGCUUCAUCAUCCCCGACGGCGCCAAGGGACCUUACAGUUAC